This is a messenger RNA of Emericellopsis atlantica, 2454 nucleotides long. Its product is annotated as mitochondrial distribution and morphology proteins-domain-containing protein. NCBI's taxonomy places the organism in Eukaryota, Fungi, Ascomycota, Sordariomycetes, Hypocreales, Bionectriaceae. Gene Ontology annotation, cellular component: mitochondrial inner membrane. The transcript is spliced from 2 exons. The coding region runs from base 119 to 2254 and encodes 711 amino acids. Gene Ontology annotation, biological process: mitochondrion inheritance. The record is from RefSeq and is a predicted model, not a curated record.
AGGUUGGCCAUUUGAUACGACAUCAUCCUGUCUGUCUCGUUUUGUUUGCUUCGCUUCGCCAUCCACGCACCAGUGCGUGUUGUUCUCUCCGUGUCUUCAGGCGCCAUGAAAAGGAGACAUGUCUAGAGUCAAUCCCUUAUGGUUCUUUGGUCGUAUUUUAUCACACACCAAGCCCGAUAGCUCUGGAAGCAGAUUUCUUCCCCAGCUCUGCGCGACAUCGCGAGCGUUCACCACAGGCGACCAGUCAACAGCGCCACGAAGAUGUAUCGACACAGGAUUUAGGGCGCAGCCGGUUCGGCAUCCGCAGAAACAUAAUGGAUUCAUCGCCUUUCGUUCAUCGCUUUCCACUCUGCAACGCCAGGUACACCCGGUCGACAAACUCGACACGCCAUGGAACGGCCGGAUACGCUGGCGAUGGCGCCAGCACCGAGCCUACAGCAAAGGCCACGAUGGCCAAGGGCCGCACCACGUCAAAGAUGACACCCAUCAUGGCGUAUCACAAACUCGCAAGCCCGAUCCGAAACCAGAUCCAGGCGCGCCUACGAACAAGCCCGACGCCGAACCCGAGGCCGAAUCGCUUACCGCGUCCAUGUCGAAAUAUCUGCCUCACCUACCACAUCGACCUACGAAAGCCGAGCUACUAGCCGCAGCGACGAAUUUCCGGCAGCGCAUGAAAGUCCGUUUCAAGUGGAUGUCGAUCAGGUCAAUGCGACCGUGGAAUGCUGAUGAAUGGGGAGCAUUCGUAUCAUGGAUUAUGCUUGGCCAUUUGGUCUGGGUGCUGGUCGGGACGACGACCUUUUUCUCGUUGCUCAUCCUCUCCAUCAACACUGUCUUUGCGCAAGAAACUCUUGCGCGAUGGGUCGGCGACUAUCUUACGCAGUCUGCAGGACUGACAGUAAUCUUUGAGUCUGCCAUUGUUCCCAAGUGGAGGAGUGGCGUCAUCUCCUUCCGCAAUGUGUUCGUUUCGCGUCGGCCAGGACAGCAAAAGUCCACCGUCAGCAAGGGCUCGACCGAUGCGGCUGCUGUGGCUGCUGCCAAGGGCGCCCAGCAAGGGGGCACUGCGGAUGAGGAGGACGAUGGCAACUACACACAAUUCGACGUGACCAUUGCCAACGUUAACGUCACCCUUUCAUUCUUGAACUGGUGGAAUGGAAAAGGUCUUUUGAAGGACGUGGAAGUGAAGGGGGUACGAGGCGUCAUCGACCGUACAUCAGUUCGCUGGUCGUCAGAACAGGUCGACCCGUUGUCAUAUCGACAUGAGCACCAGCCUGGUGACUUCGAAAUGGAGUCUUUCAAGCUUGAAGACUUACUGCUAACAAUUCAUCAACCACACGGGUUCCGGCCCUUCUCAGUCAGCAUCUACUCGUGCGAACUCCCCCAACUGCGGAAGCAGUGGCUCUUUUACGACUUUCUAUCAGCAAAGCACAUGUCAGGAUCCUACGACGGCUCCUUGUUCACGAUCCACCCCAAACAAGUCCAUGGGACAUCAGCUGGAGAGAAUCAAGGCAAAGCCCUUGGAUUUGGUGAGGCAGAUGCCUGGGAAAAGUUCAGCAGACUCAGGAUCGACGGGCUGAAAAUAGAUCACCUCAACCGUGGGGUCGAGGGUCCGUUUGGCUGGAUCUACGAAGGCGACGUCGACAUCAUCGCCGACAUUGCGUUCCCCGCGAACAAUGACGAGAGCAUCACAAAGGUCGUCUCGGACUUUUACGACCAACUAGAAGAGGUGGUCGUGGCGAAUCGGCAUCGCUUCAUCCGCAACAUCAACGACAGCGCGCCCGACAUGCUCCGGUCAGGACAUUUGUCUGAGGCAUUCGAAGCAGAAGCAGCGGCGGCAGAAGAAGCCGUUGCUGACAAGGGGGCGGCAGAGGACGCCUCGGACGAAGACCGGCGGUAUCUGCUGAUGGAUCUACGCAUCCACCUCAACGACGUGAAAGCUGCCGUGCCGCUGUUCACCAAGGACUUGACCUAUGUCAACCAGGCCCUAGUCCGGCCCAUUGUCGCCUACAUCAACGCCAAGAAGACGUACAUUCCCAUAUCCUGCCGCCUCGUCAAGAGAGCCAGUGACUUUGACGGCAGCUGGAGCGUCUACGACUGUGGCCUUAUGAACGACAUGUCUGCCGAGACGUAUGAUGCCUUUGCAAUGGACAUUGAGAAUCAACAGAGUCGGGUGAGGCGCUUCAAAAAGGUCGGCUUCUGGACCUUGUCACUUGCUAUCCAUGCUUUGUUCAUGGGCAUGGCGGGCCAGGUUGCAUGAGCACCCAUGGUUCGGUUGUUAUUGUGUUGCGUGUGUAUAUAUAUACCUGUCUGUCUGUCGGUUGUCACUUAUACGAAGGGAGCAGCGCAUGGUUCUGGGACUUAGGGGGAAGGGUUUGGAAUAAUAGGCGCUUGGGAGUUCCGAGCCGAACUGGGACUUGUCGAUACCCUACUUUGAAGACUUGUCACGAAAUACACGUG